AUGCAAGGCGCUGUGGAGCUCCCACGUGUCUAUUUCCCUGCUCUAAAUUGCGUAAAAUCAGCUUGGGAUGGGCAAUCUUUUUUUAAGCCCGAAAUGCUUCAAGAUUCCGACAUUUAUGCUGAAAUCUUUCACUCACCGCAGGUUUUCAAGCUCAACUACGCACAAAUGGAGAGGGAAUUUAAGGCGUUUGUGUACCCAGAUGGGGAUCCGAAUUCUUAUUACCAGACGCCAAGUAAUCUUACCGAGACAUAUGCAAGUGAAGGUUAUUUCUUUCAAAGUAUAAAAAAAAGCAUGUUCUUGACUAACGGUUCCAACAUGACUCAUCUUUUCUUUAUCCCUAUUUCCUGUCAUCAAAUGAGAGGCAAGCUGGGAAUUUCUACCAUUGUCAAAAUGCAUGUGGAGAAGUUGAUUUCCAAGUACCCAUAUUGGAACAAAACUCAAGGAGUUGGUCACUUUUUUGUCACUUGCCAUGACAUUGGUGUCAGGGUCACUAAAGGAGUUCAUCCUCUGAUGGAGAAUUCAAUUCGAGUUGUUUGUUUGUCUCAACAUGGUUCUGGUUAUAUGCCACAUAAGAUGUUUCCUCCCUCAAGCCAGUGGAAAUGGCUUAAAGAAUAG
Molecule: messenger RNA, 615 nt
Organism: Pistacia vera
Lineage: Eukaryota; Viridiplantae; Streptophyta; Magnoliopsida; Sapindales; Anacardiaceae
Product: probable glycosyltransferase At3g07620
Exons: 3
Coding region: 1-615 (204 amino acids)
Molecular function (GO): glycosyltransferase activity
Source: RefSeq, a predicted model, not a curated record